Symsagittifera roscoffensis is the source of this 2445-nucleotide messenger RNA. Its product is annotated as UBX domain-containing protein 4-like. Bases 906 to 2252 code for a protein of 448 amino acids. The record is from RefSeq and is a predicted model, not a curated record. The transcript has 3 exons. Gene Ontology annotation, cellular component: endoplasmic reticulum. NCBI's taxonomy places the organism in Eukaryota, Metazoa, Xenacoelomorpha, Acoela, Convolutidae. Gene Ontology annotation, molecular function: protein binding.
UGUUUAUAAAACAGAAAUCGAAAAAGUAUACGAAAUUUUUGAACUGUACAUUUCUUCAGCAUACAGAUCUCGUCAACAGGUAUACGUUGAGCAUGUCAACAUUUUAAAUUCCCAUUCUAAUUACACAAGCAAAGCUUUUGUUAUAGCAUGAACUCUUUUUUUCCAACCUAAGUUGCAAAAUUGUUGCGACGCAAAUGUUGCUGCGACAAAAUGUGUUCAUUUUGAAAGUGUUCAUUUUGAUCAAUAAUCAGCUAUUAAGUACUGCCAAUGCUAAGGAUAUUAACAGACUUUUAUAUAACAAAUAGCACUUAAGCUUCAAUGUAUCAUGGUUAGGUAGCGUAGAGAUAGGGAAGCAGACCAGCAGCAAAAUAAGAGGGUUCGAAUCUGGGCAGGGUCGGAUGUUAUUAAUGAAUUUUUUCGUAUACCAGUUAAAACGCGUCCGCUCUAUAAAUUGUGUGUUGGUUCGUAAAAAUGUUCAGUUAAUCUUAUAUCGGCUUAGUCGCUUUGUAUUGCGUUGUUUGAAGUGGAUAUCAAAGUUUCAUGAGAUUUGUGCUGCUGGUAAUUUUUCACUCAACGGUUGUCUACCCAAUUUGUAUUGGCCUAGCCAAUUGGGCGUCUACCCAGUGCCUAUAAAACUUGAUUCAAUGUUUGUUUACUGCUGACAUUUUUGGACGUUUUUCUUCAAAGUUAACUUCAUUCAAAGCAAACGUAUGGAAAUUUUUGUAAAACGUAGUUUCUGAUAUUAUCCCAACAAUUUUUUCAACUAUAGACUCCCGCUCUUUUUUGUCUGUGGUUGGAAUAGCAAGUGGUUGGAAGCUCUGUUUAACCUCUGUGCUUUGAUAAAAAUAAAAAACGAUACCAUGUUCAUUUGAUGGAACAUUUCAGAACUUCUAUUGGAAGUCAAAAUGGCCAACAUUUGGUUUGCAGGCAGCAUCGCCGAGUCAAUCGCGGAAUCAAAAAGACGAAAUGCUGUUUUCAUUGUUUUUGCUUGCGACAGCUCCGAAAAGACUAAAGAAAUGGAAGACACCUUAAACGACUCAGACGUUGCAAACGUCGUAACUGAUUCAGUUUUGAUUAAAGUCGAGCAAUCUACAACAUCCUUUACGCAAUUUACACAAUUUUAUCCAGUUAUGAUAGUUCCGACAACUUAUCUUAUAGCACCCAAUGGAACACCUCUUGAAAUAAUUGCUGGUUCAUGCUCAAAAGAGGAUUUAAUAUCGAAGAUUCAGUCAACGAAAGAAAAGUUUCGCCAGCAGGCGGAAUUAUCGAAUGUCCAGCCAUCGUCAGAAGAGGCCUCAAACGCUGCGCCAUCUUCUGCAAGUAUCGAAGAGCGGACUAAAUAUGCUCAAGAAAAAUUGGAAGAGAUUCGACGAAAGAAACAAGCGGAAGCUCAAGCGGCUGAGAUUGAAGAUGAAAAAAGGCGGAAAGCACAGAUGUCUGAGUUGACAAGGGCAAAACAGGAGGCAGAGGAGAGAGAAAUGAAGCAGAUAGCUGAAGAGAGGAGGCGGGAGAAGGAGGAGGACAGGCUCGCAAGGGAGGCAAUCAAAGCCAGAAUCGCACAAGACAAAGCUGAUCGAGCAGCUAAGUUUUCAAAAGAAAAAGCUGAUAGCGAGACUGCGAACCUCAUCACGGUCCAGUCUCAGCCAACACCUCCUCCCGCGUUUGACGGAAUCGUCAGAAUCCAACUGAGGUUUCCAGACGGCACACAUGAGACAAUGACAGCCCCUGCGGAAAGUCAGCUUCUGGAACUGAAGCAAUCUGUGCUCACAAAUUACUGCGAUCGAAUCGGUAGCGGUUAUUUCAAUCUCGCUGUUCCCUACCCUCGAAGAGUCUUCACAGAUGAAGAAAUGUCAGAGACACUUGAGAGUUUGUCGCUGAUUCCCUCGACUGUUUUAGUCGUGCUGCCUUUGCGUGGAAAGCAGACACGAAGUGCGCCUUCAGCUAACUCAAGUAAUCAGUCCGUUGGUUUUAUUGGACAAAUAUUUGCUUUGUUUGCUGCUUUUUUCACAUUCCUGAUGUCAAUUUUCACCGGAGGCAACAGGGAGAGAAAUCUGACCGACGGUCAAUCAGCGAGAACCACUGGAGGUCAAAGUUCAAGUCGCGAGGUCGCGGGUUCGAGUUCGUCUGACCUGAGGCGAAGAAAGAAAGAUACAGAAAAGCCAGAAAGUAGAAAUAUUCAUCGACUUAAUUCAAAAGACAACGACGAUGAUGAAAACAAUACAUGGAAUGGAAAUUCGACUCAACAGAUGUAAAUUGCUUGGAUGUAAAUUUGACGUGGUUUUAAUGUUGUGAAUUUCUCAAAAUCAUAUUUACCUAUAUCGAAUUGUUCAAAUGUAUUUAUCGUUUACCUAUAUGAAAGUAACUUAUAUGAAGAUAAGUUACUUUCAACUCCUCGGAGUAGUUUUGGGCUCCGGUUUAAAGUUUCGAUUAAAUUUUUUGAAAGCA